AUGAAUCCAGGCGAGAGCCGUGCUAUCCACCCGGAAGGCGAGCUGUUCUUGGACAACUUCACCGUCAACAACUCUACCACGACUUCCUCCGGCAGGCCGGAAGGAAACACCGUUCAGCCUCUACGCAUCAACAAACGGGACUCAGCCAGUCCACAAUCUGCCUCAACUCCACCCAACAUCACACUCCCAUACCCCGAUGACCGGCCACGCCCGCAACUGCGCUCCUCAAGCUCAAACGAUGCCCGUCCCGGAGAUACUCUGCGAUACAACUCGCCGCCGCCAGCCAGCGCAGGCCCAGUCAGCCCCGCAGAUUACCCGUCAGCCCUGCGUCCCCGCGACGGCCGCGAACCCCGAGUCGCAACUCUAGCAGAGCGUCGCGGCACAGCGCCCAAACCGCUCCCCGAAUCGCCAGGUCCCGACGCACCCGAUGCCGCUGCCCUCGCAGCACGGCCAUACCCCCGGCCUCCUGCGGUCUCCGCGCCCGUCGACACCAACGAGCCGCAGUAUGACUAUCGUCAACAGUACUACCCGCCACCAGUAAGCUCGUCAUCCCGACCAGCACCAGGCUCGAAUCUGGCCCCGCCCUCCUCAUCAGGCAUCAAUCGUAUUAGCUCGACAGCAUCGACGUCAACGACCCGCGCAGAGCGCGGAUCGCCCCCGCCGCCGGAGACCCCUGUCGUAGGUCCCGGCCAGCAACCGGGCUCUGAUAUCGAGGCCCGGUAUGCGGCGGCCGGGAUUGCGGGGACGGGCACCCUGGCGGGGUUGCAGUCCCACAGCUCGGCGGCCCAGAGACGCGCGGAGCAGUAUGUGGGACAGCAGCCGAACUUUGGCCCGCAGGAGUCGCAGAGGCCAUGGACGCCGACUGAGUUGCCUGGGUCGCAGCCUCAUGGCCCGCCGACGGUGUACCAGGGCGCUGAGGUGCUAAGUGCGGGCCAGAUGCAGCAUCCGGGGCAGUAUAACAGUCCGCCGCCGCAGCAUCACGCUCAGUAUGGCAGUCCGGCACCCCAGGCUCAGCAGGCGCAGAUCCCUGCGAAUGCGCUGGAGCAUGAUAUGGAUCGUAUGCGGAUCAGUGAUGAGCCUCCUCCUGCUUAUUCGACUGUUCAUGGUGCUGGUGCUGCUAAUGGGUAUCCGAAUGAUAAGCCUGGUGCUGUGGUGGCGGGUGUCGCUGCCGGCGUGGCAGCUGGAGUAGCUGCUGGUGCAGUCGCUGGACAUCCUGCUGUUGCUAGCCAAGGUCAUCCCGCGAUAACGUCUGCGCCGUCUCCUGCCCCUACGGCUGCAACGGAGGGUCAUCCUGCUUUUGCAAAUGAUCCACGGCAACAGUCUAAUGCGGGACAGUCACCCCAGAACGCUGUCGCUAAUGGCCAGCCUCAAUAUUCGCAGCAGCAAGCACAGCAACAUGUCCAGCAGCAGCCACAACAGUUCCCGGCACAGGUUGCUUCCCCAGGACCCUCGGGGCCUCCUCCAGCAUCUCCUCCACCGUUGCCAGAGGGCUGGAUUGCGCAUUUAGAUCCUAAUUCCGGCCAGUACUAUUAUAUCCAUCUGCCCACGCAGUCAACACAGUGGGAGUUCCCGAAGGGUCCUACGCCGUUGAACCUGAAUGAGACACCCCUCUCUCCCGUCGCAAGUGUAUACAGUAGCCACCCUCUAACAUCCCCGGGAUUAUCGGCCUUUGGCAAACCCCUGGCCUCCCCGGGUGUUCCUCUGACACCAGGCUUUGAGAGCCUGCAAUCACCGAUUGCGGGAUUCACGGGCCCUCCACCGAGCAGUGGAGUGGAUAUCUACAAAACCGCCCCAACCAAUGGUGUCUAUUUCGGCCCGUAUCUGCGAUACACGAAUAUGGACCUCGAGCGCGGUCUCUGGCUAGGGUCUAUUCUGCUUGUCACCGACGCCGCCCAACCCCCUACAAUCCACCUCCAUCAAAGCGUGGAUCUAUCCCCGAACCCGCGACAGCUCCAGCCCAUCAACAUCGCCGCACACCAACGCUGGACCUUCUACAAGUACGAAAUAGACCUGCAGAUGGACGACGCCGGCCCGGCAAAAUGGACCUACGCCAUCACCUCGCAUCUCGGCUGCACAAGGUACGAGUUCCUCGUCGCUGGCCGACACGAGACGAACUGGCGAUUCAUCGCAACAUCCGGCAACGAUUUCUCGCUGAAUGUUAACGCGAACGAGCGCGCACGCCUCGGCGGCGUGGGCUUCAUGUGGAAGGAUAUCAUGCAGAAACACAACGAGAUUGGCGGGUUCCAUGCGCAGCUCUGUCUGGGCGGCCAGAUCUAUGCUGAUCGGAUGUGGAAGGAAAUUCCGUGUUUGAAGCAGUGGCUUGCGAUUAGUGGCAAGGAGGCGAGGAAGAAUGCGCCGUGGACGGCGGCGAAUCAGCAGGAUGUCUCGCAUGCAUAUUUCCACUACUACACGAGUCAUUUUGAUCAGCCGUAUUUGAGAGAGAGUUUUGCGCAGAUUCCGUAUAUCUGCCAGAUUGAUGAUCAUGAUAUCUUUGAUGGCUUUGGCUCGUAUCCAGAGCAUAUGCAGUUCUCCAACAUGUUCAAGAAUAUCGGACGCAUCGGUAUUGAGAUGUACCUCCUUUUCCAGCACCAUACGACCCUCGAUAUUCUCCGAAAUGUCCACAACGACACUGACCUCUUCACCAUUACCGGUACUGGUUGGCACUUUGUCAAGUACCUCGGCCCCGGCGUGGUCGUCGUCGGACCCGAUUCCCGCUCAGAACGUAACCCGCAUCAAGUCAUGGCCGGUCCUACGUACCAGGGUCUCUUCCCCAAGGUUGCCUUGCUACCACCGAGCGUGCAGCAUUGUCUGUGGAUGAUCCCUAUGCCUUUGAUCUACCCCCGUCUCGAGACGGCCGAGCAUAUUGCGCAGACUGUUGCCACAGGAAAGAGAGCCGUUACUGGUGCGUAUAACGUGUUGGGCAAGGUGACCAGCUCGGUUGCCGGCGUGGUGGGUGCAAAGGAGUUUGUCGGUUCGGGCUUUGACUCUGUCAAGCGGGCUGUUGGCAAAUCAGGACUUAUGGGAGGUAUCUUGAGUCCAUUUGGCGAAUUCGAUCUCAUGGAUGAAUUGCGCGAUCAAUGGACGCAUGAGUCCAAGGUACGAUCUCGAACGCACAUACCUCAUCCGCACCCUGCAAGGCAUCGCCCACCAAAAAUCCCUCCGAAUGACCUUCCUCUCCGGCGCCGUCAACGUCUGCGGCGCCGGCCUAGUCCACGACCCCUCCCAACCCUCCGACCACAAAACAAUGUACCAGCUCAUCUCCUCCCCCAUCGUCAACACCCCACCCCCUCCUACGUCGUCAAACUCCUCCACGGCAACUCCAAACCGCUCUACAUCCCCGCAAACGGCCACCGCUCCUCCUCCCAACCCACCGACACAAAGGAGGACAUGAUGGAGAUUUUCCAGACGGAUGUCAACGGCCAGCCGCGCGAGCAUAAGAAGCUCAUGGCGAGGAGGAAUUAUGUUGCGAUCGUCGCGUAUGAUCCGGAUGUGGUUUCGACGCCGGCGUUUGGAAUGCAGCAUCAGGCUUUUAGUGCGCAGAAGGCUAAGUUGAGUCUUGCGGCGGACUUUAUGGUUCAGGGGGAUGGGGCUUAUGCUAAUGUUGUUAAGUUUGGGCCCGUUAUUGUGCCUAGUCUUGAGGCUGGGAAGUGA
Messenger RNA from Penicillium daleae, 3651 nucleotides. RefSeq names its product WW domain protein. The record is from RefSeq and is a predicted model, not a curated record. Gene Ontology annotation, molecular function: protein binding. Lineage: Eukaryota; Fungi; Ascomycota; Eurotiomycetes; Eurotiales; Aspergillaceae. The transcript has 3 exons. Gene Ontology annotation, cellular component: membrane. The coding region runs from base 1 to 3651 and encodes 1216 amino acids.